Molecule: messenger RNA, 1068 nt
Organism: Ramularia collo-cygni
Lineage: Eukaryota; Fungi; Ascomycota; Dothideomycetes; Mycosphaerellales; Mycosphaerellaceae
Product: related to phosphopantothenate-cysteine ligase
Exons: 1
Coding region: 1-1068 (355 amino acids)
Biological process (GO): coenzyme A biosynthetic process
Cellular component (GO): nucleus; cytoplasm
Molecular function (GO): phosphopantothenate--cysteine ligase activity
Source: RefSeq, a predicted model, not a curated record
AUGGACUACUUUGAGCACAACCCGGCGCCGGGACAGCUCAGCCAGCUUUCCACCGACGCCAAGUCCUUCAUCGGGCAACACUCGUCGGCAUCCCGUCGAGUGGCACUCGUGACCUCAGGCGGCACCACCGUUCCCUUAGAGAAUCAAACGGUCCGCUUCAUCGACAACUUCUCGGCAGGUACCCGUGGCGCCUGCUCCGCCGAGUACUUUCUCGAAAAUGGAUAUGCCGUCAUCUUUCUGCACAGACAAUUCUCCCUGCUGCCAUACUCUCGCCACUACUCACACUCUACCAAUUGCUUUCUCGACUACCUGACCGGGACUGAGGACGGUCCUGUCGUGGUACAGAAUGAGUAUCAGCAGCAAAUGGCCGGGGUGCUGCGAAGGUACCGCAAAGCCAAAAAGGAGAACACGCUCCUGCUUCUCCCUUUCACCACCGUUAAUGAAUAUCUGUGGUAUCUCCGCGAAUUGGCCAUGCAAAUGCAGCCACUCGGUGCCGAUGCCCUCUUCUAUCUUGCCGCCGCAGUGAGCGACUUCUUCGUGCCAGCAGAGCGAAUGGUUGAGCACAAGAUUCAGAGUUCGGAAGAUUUCAACAAACCGAAUGGAAGUGCGGGGACGCGAGAAGAUCAAGAAAAAGCUCCCGCGGCUCACAUGGAUGGCGGCUCUCUCAUCAUCGAUCUGGAUCCUGUUCCGAAAUUCUUGAAACUGCUCGUUGAUGAGUGGUCACCGCAUGCCAUGAUAGUCAGCUUCAAGCUCGAGACCGACCCAGCGUUGUUGGGUAUAAAAGCUCAGACGGCGUUGGACAAGUACUCGCAUCACUUGGUGAUUGGAAACUUGCUAAACACUCGGAAAUGGGAGGUCUUGUUCGUGAGCAAGCAGGAUGGAGAGAAGUGGCUUCGUGUGCCAGAGUCGCAGAGAGUUGGGUCGGGAGGAAAGGGUGGUGUUGGGGAAGUGGAGAUUGAGAGCUGGAUUGUACCUGAAGUCGCGCGACUGCAUGGCAUUUUGAUCGGCAAGGACGGGAUGAACGACAGAGACGAUGGGCCGAAGAUGAGGCGUUUCUCAACAAGCUGA